Molecule: messenger RNA, 989 nt
Organism: Lactuca sativa (garden lettuce)
Lineage: Eukaryota; Viridiplantae; Streptophyta; Magnoliopsida; Asterales; Asteraceae
Source: RefSeq, a predicted model, not a curated record
UCACCAUUCUCUACACAAAAACUCUCUCUAACUUUGGGCUUCUCUCGGAAUUUUGGCUAGUUUUUGAAGAAAAUGGAGGAUUAUGUCAACAAUCCCGCAAAUAUGCAUGAUUUUAGUUUAAUGAAUACGAAAGCCUUUGCGAACCUAAAAGGCUCUGGCGGUAACAUAUGGGAAGUCUUUGAAGUUUUAGAUGAUGCCCGACGUGCUAUUUUCAGAAAUACCGUCUUUGGCUAUUUUAUUGAUGUCCCUCGUUUACAAGGGGACGCUUUAUUGUUUCAUAAAAUGUUCCUUCAUCAGAUCCGGCCGGACCCUGUUUUAUCUCCAGAUGGAAUAAAACGUUUAUAUUUUCGAGUAGGCAAUACCAAAAUGGUUUAUGGGCCGGAAGAGUUUUGUUUGAUUACCGGCUUCAAUUAUGGGGAGUAUCCAAAAAACAUUGGGAGAAAAGGGUCGGAAAAAUUAAUAAGCAGUAAAAAAAGAUGUUUACUGCGUGAACGGCUAUUUCCGGACCAUACUAAUAGUUCGGUGAAAAUCGGCGACCUGAAAAGUUUAAUUUUAAAUCAAACAUUCCUAGCACUUGACGACCUUGAUGCAGUUAGAGUAUGUUUGAUAUACAUUUUGUGUGAAGGUUUUUUGGGCAAAGAAGUUAACGAUCGGGUGCCACAAGAUUGGUUUUAUUUGGCUGAGAAUUUGGAUCUCUGGAAUAGCUUCGCUUGGGGUAGCUAUCUAUGGGAUUUUACUUAUGUUGACCUUGAGGAUACGUGGAAUAAGAUACAUCAUUAUUUAUCACUUCCUGAGCGUGGUCAAACUUUAAAGUAUUCCGUCUCAGGAUUUACGGCUCCAAUUAGGGUAUAAAAAUUUUCUUAUAUUUAAAUUGUUUUAUUGUUAUAUUUUUUAUUUUAAUUUUAACUUUUAUUACUGUUAUUGUACAAAAUUGUAGAUAUGGAUAUAUGAGAUGAUUCCGGCUAUUCGUGCAUGUGGAUUUGCAUUGA